This is a messenger RNA of Lolium rigidum, 4224 nucleotides long. RefSeq lists its product as uncharacterized. The transcript has 8 exons. The coding region runs from base 1 to 4224 and encodes 1407 amino acids. NCBI's taxonomy places the organism in Eukaryota, Viridiplantae, Streptophyta, Magnoliopsida, Poales, Poaceae. The record is from RefSeq and is a predicted model, not a curated record.
AUGAACAGAGGCGGUGGGAAUCCCAAUCGUGGGAGGGAACCCUUCAGAGGAGGUCGUGGUGGAAGCCGUUGGGACGGUGGUCCUCAUGGUGGCCGCGGCAAUUUUGUGCAAGGGGGUCCGAGCGGGACGGCCGGGGACGAUGGCGGUUCUCAGGAAGGCCAAGAAAAUCGAUCCACGGUGUUUGGAGAUGGGGUGUUUCGGGCUGGUCAUGCCCGUCCCAAUGAUAAUGGGGGCGGGUACCGCACCAAUGGCUACAACCGGAACAACAAUGGCGAUGGCCGUCGUUAUUUCGGGGACAAUGGAUACAAUCAGCGCCGGUUCAAUCAUGGUCCGAAUUUUGAGAGGUAUGGCAAUAAUCGGAUCCCGCCUAAUUCCACUAGUUUGAAUGACAUACAGGAAAAGUUGGUUAGAGAGACAGCUGAGGCUCUGGCUCGGCAAUUCGCAGAUAGUGCGGGACAUAAUGUGGGGGCAGUUGAUGCUCGUGUUGCACCAAAUGCUUCUCAACCCAAUGUGCAGGUGCAGAAGGAGGUGGUACCUCGGGUUGCUGCAGCUGUGCAGCGUUCAGUGGUGCCGCCUCGGCAGCCAAGUGUGGAAGCAACCCUCUUGGCAGUGGCCGGUAUAACACCUCAAGCAGCAGAUACUUCAGCUGAUGCUCCGAGUAUGGGUGAUAAUGCGAGAGCUGGUCACAUCACCACGGAGUGUCCCUUGCUGAAGGCUCCGAGGCCUAGAUUGGCUAUGUAUGGAUUGGGUCAUGCCGACCUAUCCUUUUGGGAACUGCCAUUGUCUGAUUCUGUGAAACCUAGAAUUGAGAAUACCAGAAUUGGGAGGGUCUCUAUUUCUGGGGGUUCUCUUACUUUGUCAGAGGUAAUUGCACAGUUACAAUGGAUUGUUCCUGAUGAGCAAUAUGAAUGGGAGGUACAGGAAGUGGAGAAGGAUGUUUAUAGAGUGAAUUUUCCAAUGGAGGGGCAGCAGCCUAAUAUCCCUGCGGAUGUUACGAUGACGAGUGUACCAGGGGAUGAUGAAGAUCCCAAUGGUAAUGGCUCGGGGCAUUCUGAGGAUAGUGCAACUGAUCGAGAGGCUAAACGUUCCAAAGGUGUUACUGAUAACAAAACUGAUGGUGACCCAACUCUGCAUCCACAAGAACCUACAUUUACUGAUGUUUUUUCUUCCGAGGACAGAGAGCAGCAAUUGUCCGCUGUUCAGUUCCCGGCGAGUCUGGUUUCACCAUUGUCCACUACUCUGACCGUUGGUGAAGGUGCAUGCUCAUCGCUGCAUGGGGCAGCCGAUCCAAUCCUAGAAUGUGCUGCUGGCUCACGUCCAUCAUCACAUGUGCCGGAUGAUCCAAGGCAGUAUGGCGGGAGUACUCAGGCAGCGUGCAAUUUGACAGUGAGCGAUGGCUCGCUGACGCCUGCCAGCCCAUGUAGACAGCUGCGAUACGCAGCGUCUGUGUGGCCCGACGGCAGCCCAAGGCCCGGCAUGCAUCAACAAAGCCUGAAGCCCAUGCUGCAUGCCGAGCCCAGUAUGCAUGGUAUCGGUUGUGCGGCACGAGCCCCUGUUUUGGAAGAGGCAAAAACUUAUUCUCGUGAUGAGGUUAUUGCGUUUGGAGGGAUUUCGGAGGAAAGCAUACGGGGGGCUCGAUCAAGUGCAAGGAUUGGAGCUCAGCCCAAUGUAGAUGACACCCAAAUGCAGCGGGCAAUGAGCUCGGCGCAGCGAAAGUUGGUGUACAAUAUGCCUGUGUCCGUGUAUGGAGCGGCACAAGACACUCGUAAACCUGAGUUUUUGUCUGAACUGGUUAGGAUCUGUGAUACUGAGUCUUUGCCUAUACUUUUGGCUGGGGAUUUUAAUAUACUUCGUAAACCAGAGGAGAAAAGUAAUGAUAACUUUAAUCCUAGAUGGCCUUUUAUGUUUAACGCAAUCAUUGAGAACUUAAAUCUGCGGGAAAUUGCUUUAUCUGGUCGUCAAUAUACGUGGGCGAAUAGGAGAAUUAUCCCAACUUAUGAGAAGUUAGACCGGGUACUAGCAAGCGUGGAGUGGGAACAAAAAUUACCUCUUGUUUCGGUGCGAGCUUUGUCCCAAGCGGGAUCGGAUCACACUCCACUACUAAUUGAUUCAGAGAAGGAACGACUGCUGAAUUUAAUUGACUUCUUAGACAUUCAGGCUGAAACUUGUCCUCUAACUGAGAGGGAGAGGCUUGAUUUAAAAAAAGCGAACGAUCAAUUGAAUAAACUUAGACGAGAAGAAGAGAUCAAAUGGGCACAAAGGGCUAAAGUGAAACAUAUACAGGAGGGAGGGAAUAAUACAAAAUACUUCCAUCUGAUUGCAAAUGGCAAACAUAGGAAGAAUUUUUUUUUCCAAUUAGAACAAGAAGAAGGCACUAUUGUGGGUGAUGACAAUUUGAAAGUUUACAUCACUGAAUACUAUAAGAAACUUUUUGGACCUCCUGAAGAUAACUUUUUCGAAAUGAUGGAAACUCGUACCGAUGAUAUUCCUCAAAUUUCUGAUGAGGAAAAUGCUCUCCUAACCGCUGACUUUUCGGAGGAAGAAGUUUUUGAAGCCAUAUCUCAAAUGGAACAUAACAAAUCGCCGGGGCCGGAUGGGUUUCCUGCGGAGUUUUAUCAAAGAUUUUGGGAUGUCAUUAAAAAAGACCUAAUGGCUAUGUUUGGUCAUUUCCAGGCUGGUGGUUUCCCUUUGUUCAAGCUUAACUUUGGGAUUAUUACCCUACUACCUAAAAAAGAAAAUGCGGUGCAAAUUCAGCAAUACAGGCCUAUAUGCUUACUAAAUGUCAGUUUCAAAAUUUUCACCAAGGUGUCCACUAAUCGAGUGUCGGUAGUGGCACACAAAAUAGUUAAACCUACUCAGACGGCCUUUAUGCCUGGUAGACACAUUUUAGAAGGGGUUGUUGUUUUGCAUGAGACAAUCCAUGAAUUACAUCGUAAAAAGAUAGAUGGGGUUCUAUUUAAAAUUGACUUCGAGAAGGCAUAUGACAAGGUGAAGUGGCCUUUCCUUCAACAAGUUUUGCGAAUGAAGGGUUUUAACCCAGUUUGGUGUGAUCGUAUUAAAAAUUUUGUUCAAGGGGGAAGUGUUGGGAUAAAGGUUAAUGAUGACAUUGGUCAUAAUUUUCAAACAAAAAAGGGUCUGAGGCAGGGAGACCCGUUAUCCCCUAUUUUAUUCAAUAUCAUAGCUGAUAUGUUAGCUAUUUUGAUUAUGCGGGCUAAGGAAGCUGGUCAUGUGGGUAGUCUUAUCCCCCAUUUGGUUGAGGGGGGGGUGUCGGUCUUGCAAUAUGCAGAUGACACUAUCAUUUUUAUGGAGCAUGACAUAGAAAAAGCGGUUAAUAUGAAACUUAUCCUGUGCAUUUUUGAGCAGUUAUCGGGACUAAAGAUAAAUUUUCAUAAGAGCGAAUUAUUUUGUUUUGGUAAAGCAUCAGAGAUGGAACACCAGUAUAAAGAAAUAUUUGGGUGUGCUUCUGGGUCUUUGCCUAUUAGAUAUCUUGGUAUUCCAAUUCAUCACCGUAUGCUCCGUAACUCUGAAUGGAAUCCGGUGGAAAAUAGAUUUGAUGCAAAGUUAGGUUGUUGGAGGGGAAAGAUGCUAUCGUAUGGGGAUCGCCUUACCCUUAUCAACUCAGUUCUUACUAGUCUACCUAUGUUUAUGUUAUCUUUUUUGGAGAUUCCGAUAGGAGUGAGAAAGGGACUUGAUUUUUAUCGAUCUCGCUUCUUUUGGCAAUCCGAUGAACAUAAGAAGAAAUAUAGAUUGACUCGUUGGAAUAUAAUAUGUAGACCGAAGGAUCAAGGGGGUUUAGGUAUUGAAGUUCUUGAAUUGAAAAAUAAAUGUUUGCUAAGAAAAUGGCUUUUCAAAUUACUAACGGAGGAGGGAAUGUGGCAACAACUAUUACAUAAUAAAUAUCUCAAACAUAAGACUUUAGCUCAAGUUGAGGAGAAACCCACUGAUUCCCCAUUUUGGAAGGGUUUAAUGAGGGUUAAAUCUGAUUUCUUCAAGCGGGGACAAUUUAAGAUAGGGGAUGGGUCGAGGACUAGGUUCUGGGAGGAUGUAUGGUUGGGUGAGGUUAUUCUUCGUGCGGCGCAUUGGAUACAGCUAUGGGCUUACCUUCUUCCGGAGGAGCAGCGGGAUAUUAUGGUUACUGGAUGCAACCAUCUAUUGACGGUCACACGGGAUUGUUAUUUCCAGGCUACUGGGUGGCGACAUAUUAGAAGAAUCGAAGAUGGAUAG